AUGGCUGCCCGUACCAUUCGAGCAUCUUUGGCUGCUUCCCGCACCAUCAUCGCCGCUGCCCGGCCUGCGAUUCGCCCCGUUGUGGCACGAGCCGCCUGGGUUCAACCCAUCUCCAGGACUUUUACGGCCAGCUCGGCAAGGCUCGGCGGAGGCGAGACCGAUGCCGCUCUUUCGGCCAAGCUCCAAGAGGAGCUCAAUUUCGAGAAGGACUCGCAAGCGGCGAUGGCCGGUCAAGAGCCCGAGUGGCUAGAGGAGUUCAACCAGAAUGGCGUUUGGGCUGUCAACGACAGGGUUGGAAACGGCGAGGUUGUGCUUACCCGAAGCUUUGGCAACGAAAAGCUCAAGCUCACCUUUUCGAUCGAAGACCUCGACAACCCUCCUGACACCUCUGACUUGACUCCUUCUGAGGGCGAAGGAGAAGAGGCCGAGAACACUUUCCCCAUUCGAUGUUCCUUGUCGAUCACCAAGCCUUCCGGCGGAUCACUAGUCAUGGAUCUCUUGGUCGAGAACGAGGCGUUCGUCAUCGACAGCGCUCAAUUCUACUCGGACGCAAAGCUGGCAGAGGAUAUGACCGCUGAGGGUGACUGGAAGCGUAGGGCGACUUAUGUCGGACCUCGAUUUGACCACCUGGACAGCACCGUUCAGACCGAGUUCGAGAACUACUUGGACGAGCGAGCAAUCAACCAAAACUUGGCCUUGUUCAUCCCCUUGUACUGCGAAUACAAGGAGCAGAAGGAAUACAUGACCUGGCUCGAAAAGGUCAAGCGAUUCAUCGAUCAGUAG
This is a messenger RNA of Filobasidium floriforme, 783 nucleotides long. RefSeq names its product mitochondrial glycoprotein. Gene Ontology annotation, cellular component: mitochondrial matrix. The transcript is spliced from 6 exons. Lineage: Eukaryota; Fungi; Basidiomycota; Tremellomycetes; Filobasidiales; Filobasidiaceae. Bases 1 to 783 code for a protein of 260 amino acids. The record is from RefSeq and is a predicted model, not a curated record. Gene Ontology annotation, biological process: cytosolic ribosome assembly.